Molecule: messenger RNA, 11668 nt
Organism: Equus quagga
Lineage: Eukaryota; Metazoa; Chordata; Mammalia; Perissodactyla; Equidae
Gene: PTPRB
Product: protein tyrosine phosphatase receptor type B
Exons: 34
Coding region: 26-6673 (2215 amino acids)
Biological process (GO): angiogenesis; protein dephosphorylation
Molecular function (GO): cadherin binding; protein tyrosine phosphatase activity
Source: RefSeq, a predicted model, not a curated record
AGCAAGAACAGUUGUUAAGUGGAAAAUGGAGGCUGGAUUUUGUGUGGCGAUUCUCACCUGCCUGCUCUUCAGGGUCUCAGAGAGCUUUCAGAUUGCCCACGUCCAGAAACAGCAGUGCCUUUUCGAAAAUAAGAUAGUUGCUGUGGGCUUCUGCAAUGGGACCAGCCAGAACCAGCAGUGGAUGUGGACCGAGGAUGGGAAGCUCCUUCAUGUUAGAUCUGCAAGGUGCCUGGGCAUCUCCAACUCCACAGGUGGCCCUUCCCAACCAGCUGUCUUUGCCCACUGCUCCCAAGCACCCCGAUGGACCUGCCAUGAGAAGGAAGGCUUCCUCCAGGUGGAAAACACCUCUCUCUUUCUCAAGAAAGAAGGCUUCAAGGUAGUGGUCAGGAGGGGCAGGAAAUACCUCCAUAGCUGGAUGAAAAUAGAUGUCAACAAAGAGGGAAAACCAGUCAAUGAAAGCCUCUGCUUAAAAAAAGCUGGCCUGGGAGCAGAAGUUCCAGCGCGGACCACUAGGAACACCGCUCCGCUCCAGACCCCCACCACGUUCAACGCGGUUCCGCGCGGCCGGGGGCACCCGGGUGGGAACACCACCGAGGCCUUCAGCAGGAGCACCGCGGGAACCUACGGCCAGAACAGCAGCCAGGGGCAGCCCCCGCCUCCGCAGGGCACCGGCGUCACAGAGGCGUCCUGGGCUCCCCGCGCCCGGCGGCCCGUCCCCAGCACCACGGAAGAGACUGGACUGGGGGAGCCAGAGAGAUGCAACUUCACCCCGACGGCGUCCAGGGUCUCCAGCAGGUCGGCGUCUCUCCAGUGGAGAACUUUGGGGUCACCGUGUAACUUUAGCCUCAUCUAUAACAGUGACACAUCGAACGUCACGUUUUGCCACCCCGUGCGGCUAGACACCACCACCUAUGGAUGUAACCCCAAGGAUUUACAAGCAGGAACCAUCUAUCACUUCAAGAUUGUGUCUCUGGAUGGGGAAGAGAGGACUCUGGACUUACAAACAGAUCCUUUACCUCCUGCCAGGUUUGAAGUCAGUAGAGAGAAGACAAAUUCAACCAGCUUACAUGUUUCGUGGACUCCUUCUUCUGGAAAAGUCACCCAAUAUGAAAUGCAGUUAUUGGAUGAUAACCAAAAGAUACAGGCGACCCAAAGCCAAGAAAGUACUUCAUGGAAUGAAUACACGUUUUCUAACCUCACUGCUGGGAGCAGAUACAAUAUUACCAUCACAGCUGUCUCUGGACAGAAACGUUCCUUGACAAUUUAUACCAGUGGAUCAACAGUGCCAUCUCCAGUGAAAGAUAUUGAUAUUUCAGCAAAAACUAAUUCUCUCCUGAUUUCGUGGUCCCACGGCUCUGGGAACGUGGAAGGAUACCGGCUGAUGCUAAUGGCCGACACGGUCCUGGUUCACAGCAGUGCCGUGGACAAACACAAUACUUCCUACACUUUCCGAGGACUGACGCCAGGCCACCUCUACAACCUCACCAUUGUGACUGAGGCCGCAGGGCUGCAGACCCACACGUGGACGCCAGCCAGGACCCUCCCCAUGGCAGUCUCAAAUCUGAGGGUGACAAACGAUGGCACUUCGACCUCUCUAAAAGUCAAGUGGCAAAGACCUUCUGGACAUGUGGAUUCCUACAACGUUACCCUGUCUCACCAAGGCACCAUCAAAGAAUCCAGAAUGUUGGCACCUCAGGUUAUUGAAACCCAAUUUAAAGACUUAAUCCCCGGACGGCUGUAUCAAGUUACCGUCAGCUGUGUCUCUGGCCACUUGUCUGCUCAGAAGACGGCCGUGGGCAGGACAGUUCCAGAGAAAGUUGGGAACCUGGAGGUGAACAGCAAUGGUUCUCUGAGGUCCCUCGUGGUGAGCUGGUCGCCCCCCGCUGGAGACUGGGAGCGGUACCGGAUCCUGCUCUCCAACGGCUCCCAGGCGCUGCUCAACGCCACCGUGGGAAAGCAGGAAACGCACUACGCCAUAGAUGAUGCGGGGCUCGUGCCGGGAAGGCAGUACGAGGUGGAGGUCACUGUGGAGAGUGGAAAUCUGAAGAAUUCUAAGCGUUGCCAUGGCAGGACAGCCCCCCUGGCUGUCCUCCAGCUUCGUGUCAAACACGCCAACGAGACUUCGCUGAGCGUCAUGUGGCAGACCCCCGCCGCGGAAUGGGAGAAAUACGUCAUCUCACUAGCCGACAGAAACCUCUUACUCGUCCACAAGUCACUCCCCAAAGAUGCCAAAGAAUUCACUUUUACUGACCUGGUGCCUGGGCGAAAAUACGUAGCUACCGUCACCACUAUUAGUGGGGACUUAAAAAAUUCAUCUUCAACAAAGGGAAGAACAGUGCCUGCCCAGGUGACCAGUUUGCAUGUGGCCAACCAAGGGACCACCAGCAGCCUCUUUACUAACUGGACCCGGGCACCGGGGGACACAGAGUUCUACCAGGUCCUGCUGAUCCACGAAAAUGUGGUCAUCAAAAACGAGAGCGUCUCCGGGGAGACGAGCAGAUACAGCUUCCACUCCCUCAAGUCCGGCGGCCUCUACUCCGUGGUGGUGACGACAGUGAGCGGAGGCGUCUCGUCCCGGCAGGUGGUGGAGGAGGGCAGGACAGUCCCUUCCACGGUGAGCGGAGUGACGGUGAACAACUCGGGCCGUAACGACUACCUUGGCGUGUCCUGGCUGCCGGCCGCCGGAGACGUGGACAACUACGUGGUGAGGCUCUCCCAUGGUGGCAGCGUGGUCCAGUCGCUCGUCAUUGCCAAGUCCGUCAGCGAAUGCUCCUUCAGCUCCCUCACGCCCGGCCGCCUCUACAACGUGACAGUGACCACGAGGAGCGGCCAGUACGAGAGUCACUCCUUCAGCCAAGAGCGGACAGUGCCUGACAAGGUCCAGGGAGUCAGCGUUAGCAACUCGGCCAGGAGCGACUACAUAAAGGUGUCCUGGGUGCACGCCGCUGGGGACUUUGAUCACUAUGAAGUCACCAUUAAGAACAAAAACAACUUCAUUCAAACCAAGAGCAUCCCCAAGUCUGAAAAUGAGUGUGUAUUUGUUAAACUAGUCCCUGGACGGCUGUACAGUGUCACCGUUAGUACAAGAAGUGGACAGUAUGAGGCCAGUGAGCAGGGCACUGGGAGAACAAUCCCAGAGCCGGUGAAGGACCUCACCCUGCGGAACCGGAGCACUGAGGACCUCCAGGUGACUUGGUCACGAGCUGACGGGGACGUCGACCAGUAUGAGAUCCAGCUGCUCUUCAACGACAUGAAAGUGUUUCCUCCUUUUCACCUCGUAAAUACCGCAACUGCGUAUCGGUUCACCACCCUGACCCCAGGCCGCCAGUAUAAAAUUCUUGUCUUGACCAUCAGUGGAGACGUUCAGCGCUCAGCCUUUAUCGAGGCCCGCACGGUUCCUAGUGCUGUCAAAAAUAUCCACGUUUCUCCCAACGGGGCCACAGACAGCCUGACAGUGAACUGGACUCCUGGCGGGGGCGACGUCGACUCCUACACUGUGUCGGCAUUCCGGCAGGAUCGGAAGGUUGAGUCCCAGACGGUCCCCAAGCACGUCUCUGAGCACACGUUUGACAGGCUGGAGGCAGGGCAGCAGUACCACGUCGUGGUGGCCUCGGUCAGCGGGUCCCUGAGGAACCAGGUGGACGUGCUCGGGCGGACAGUCCCGGCGUCUGUCCAGGGAGUGACCGCAGACAACGCAUAUAGCAGCCACUCCUUGAUAGUGAGUUGGCAGAAAGCUGUCGGCGUGGCAGAAAGAUACGACAUCCUGCUUCUCACGGAACAUGGCACCCUUCUGAGCAACACGUCCGAGCCAGCCGCCGCGAAGCAGCACAGAUUCGAAGACCUAACGCCAGGGAAGAAAUACAAGAUACGGAUCCUGACGGUCAGCGGGGGCCUCUUCAGCCAGGGGGCCCAGACUGAAGGCCGCACAGUCCCGGCAGCCGUCACCAACCUGAGGAUCACGGAGAACUCGACCAGACACCUGUCCUUCCACUGGACCGCCUCGGCCGGGGAGCUCGGCGGGUACAACAUCUUUCUGUACAACCCGGAUCGGACUCUUCAGGACAGGGCUCAGGUCGACCCGCACAUCCAGACCUUCUCCUUCCAGAACUUGCUGCCAGGUCGAAUGUACAAGAUGGUCAUCGUCACUCACAGUGGGGAGCUGUCGAACGAGUCUUUCAUAUUGGGGAGAACAGUCCCGGCCUCUGUGAGUAACCUCAGGGGAUCCAAUCGGAACAUGACGGACAGCCUCUGGUUCAGCUGGAGCCCAGCCUCGGGGGACCUCGACUUUUACGAGCUGAUUCUCUACAACCCCAACGGCACGAAGAAGGAAAACAGAAGGGACAGGGACCUGACAGAGUGGCGUUUUCACGGCCUCGUCCCUGGAAGGAAGUACACGCUGUGUGUGGUCACUCACAGCGGGGACCUCAGCAACAAGGUGACAGGGGAGAGCAGAACAGCCCCGAGUCCUCCCAGUCUUAUGUCGUUUGCUGACGUUGCAAACACGUCCUUGGCCAUCACCUGGAAGGGGCCGCCAGAGUGGACGGACUACGAUGACUUUGAGCUGCAGUGGCUCCCCAGAGACGCCAUCACGGUCUUCAACCCCUACAGCAACAGGAAGUCGGAGGGACGCCUCGUGUACGGUCUUCGUCCAGGGCGAGCCUAUCAGUUCAGCGUCAGGACUGUGAGCGGGGAUUCCUGGAAAGCCUACAGCAGACCGAUUUCGGGAUCCGUGAGGACAAAGCCAGACAAGAUCCAAAACCUGCACUGCCGGCCUCAGAACUCCACGGCCAUUGCCUGUUCCUGGAUCCCGCCAGACUCCGACUUUGACGGGUACAGCAUUGAAUGCCGGAAAAUGGACACUCAAGAGGUGGAGUUCUCCAGAAAGCUGGAGAAAGAGAAAUCUUUGCUCAACAUCAUGAUGCUCGUGCCCCACAAGAGGUACCUGGUGUCCAUCAAGGUGCAGUCGGCCGGCAUGACCAGCGAGGUGGUGGAGGGCAGCACCAUCACCAUGAUAGACCGGCCCCCGCCUCCACCUCCGCACAUCCGCGUGAAUAAAAAGGACGUGCUCGUCAGCAGGUCUUCCAUCAACUUCACUUUCAACUGCAGCUGGUUCAGCGACACCAACGGGGCUGUGAAGUACUUCACGGUGGUGGUGAGAGAGGCCGAGGGCAGCGACGAGCUGAAGCCGGAGCAGCAGCACCCUCUGCCCUCCUACCUGGAGUACAGGCACAAUGCCUCCAUCCGAGUGUAUCAGACCGAUUAUUUCGCCAGCAAAUGUGCCGAAAGUCCUGACAGCAACCCCAAGAGUUUUGACAUCAAGCUCGGAGCGGAGAUGGAGAGCCUGGGUGGGAAAUGCGACCCCCAUCAGCAGAAAUUCUGUGACGGACCGCUGAAGCCUCACACCGCCUACAGAAUCAGCAUCCGGGCGUUUACGCAGCUGUUUGACGAGGAGCUGAAGGAGUUCACUCAGCCGCUGUACUCAGACACAUUCUUCUCCCUGCCCAUCACCACCGAGUCAGAGCCUCUCUUUGGAGUCAUUGAAGGUGUGAGUGCCGGGCUGUUCCUCAUCGGCAUGCUGGUGGCUGUGGUGGCCUUAUCCAUCUGCAGACGGAAGGCGAGCCACGGCCGAGAGGGGCCCUCCGCCCGUCUGAGCAUCCGCCGGGACCGCCCGCUGUCUGUCCACCUGAACCUGGGCCAGAAAGGCAACCGGAAAACAUCCUGCCCAAUAAAAGUAAGCCAGUUUGAAGGGCACUUCAUGAAGCUGCAGGCUGACUCCAACUACCUUCUCUCCAAGGAAUACGAGGACUUAAAAGACGUGGGACGAAGCCAGUCGUGUGACAUCGCUCUCUUGCCAGAGAACAGAGGGAAGAACCGGUACAACAACAUAUUGCCCUAUGACGCCUCGCGAGUGAAGCUCUCCAAUGUGGACGACGACCCAUGCUCCGACUACAUCAACGCCAGCUACAUCCCUGGCAACAGCUUCAGAAGAGAAUACAUCGCUACUCAGGGCCCUCUUCCCGGCACCAAGGAUGACUUCUGGAAAAUGGCCUGGGAACAGAACGUCCACAACAUCGUCAUGGUGACCCAGUGUGUGGAGAAGGGCCGGGUGAAGUGUGACCAUUACUGGCCCGCGGACCAGGAUUCCCUCUACUACGGGGACCUCAUCCUGCAGAUGCUCUCGGAGUCUGUGCUGCCUGAGUGGACCAUCCGCGAGUUUAGGAUAUGCAGCGAGGAACAGCUCGACGCACACAGACUCAUCCGCCACUUCCACUACACGGUGUGGCCGGACCAUGGGGUCCCAGAGACCACACAGUCCCUGAUCCAGUUUGUGAGAACCGUCAGGGACUACAUCAACAGGACCCCCGGGGCCGGGCCGGCCGUGGUGCACUGCAGCGCUGGCGUGGGCAGGACUGGAACCUUUAUCGCGUUGGACCGAAUCCUCCAGCAAUUAGACUCCAAGGACUCGGUGGACAUCUAUGGAGCGGUGCACGACCUGAGGCUUCACAGGGUGCACAUGGUGCAGACUGAGUGUCAGUACGUCUACCUGCACCAGUGUGUGAGAGACGUCCUCAGAGCCAGGAGGCUGCGGAGCGAGCAGGAGAACCCCUUGUUUCCAAUCUACGAAAAUGUGAACCCGGAGUACCACAGAGACGCAGGCUACUCGAGGCAUUGAGAAUGUGUCGAAGAUCUCCUGGACGAAAGCUACUCACUGUGUGAUUUUUUAAAAAACUUGCUUCGUGCCCUACAGAGGCGCCAGCUAUUCCUGUUGAUACUGUGUAUAAUUUAUUAAUCUGGAGAAUUUUAAAGAAUUUAUGUAAUUUAAAGGUAACAUAUUAUUGUACAUAGUUGUAUUUUGCAGUUCCUUCUGUAAAUAUGUAUUUUUCAUAAUGUUUAAUAUUAAUCUUUACGUAAUGCUAUUUUUCCACACUGAAGUGUUCGCGGACGGUUCUGCGUAAGCUGAUUGGCCUAUGUGACAGGACCUGAUGGUGUGUGUGUGGAGGUGGCUGCAGAGGAGACCCCUGGGGCCGUGGUUUUCAGCUGUUUGAAAUUCACUGGACAGGAGGAAGGGCCGGGCUGGAGAGAGCACGCAGGGCAGCCGGCUGUGCUGCAUUGCUGUGCUACGAGUCUUGGCAUCUGAAGAUGAUCCAAAUGCUAUUUGGGCAAAUAUAAUGAUCAAAGAAAGGAUCGUCGAGGGGAAGAGACUCAGCAGCCAAGCUGAAGGAGCUGGUUGUGCCCAAACCCAUUAGUGGCUCUCCUGCUGCCAGAGGCUCGAGCCACAGCUCAGGGCUCGGGGCCACGUAACUCGCGGGGUGAGUGCACGCUGCAGGGCUGGGGUUCUGACGGAGAAUGGUCCCAACCGAAGUGAAGAGCUCCUUGUAUCAAGAAGACAGCCACCUGGGCCCUGGCCGGAAGCACUGUCAACACGCAGAGCCCCAUCCACAGAGACGAGGUUAUUUCGCUGCUCUGAGAGCAUGUCGCGUGAACCUGCAGACUGCGCCGUAACCACCGUGCUGGUCCGUGUCACAUGCUUGGCUGUCUCCUUGUGAGUGGUCUGCAUUCCUGGAAAAGUCAAAAUUAGGCCAGUCAUACUUGGUUUUCCCAUUAAGAGAAGACUGUAGUGGCAGAUUGAAUGCCUGAUAAGGGACCAAAUGUCAGCAUCCUUAUAGAAAUGUCCACAAACAUCGUAUCUAGUUAACUGAAAAACCAAACAACGAAAACAAAAACUCAGUGGUGCUUUGUGUAAAAUUUUCCAAAAGACCUUUUUAGUAAAUCCUCAAAGUCAAGAUGUCAAGUCGUCACUUCACUUACGCUGCAUUUGGUAGGAAAGGCAUGCGCCCGCCAAGUUUAUCUCCAGGAUCUGUGCCUCUGACUACAGAAGGGCUCAGUGAGUCGGACGCAGGCAUUGCCCUCCUCCAGGUCGGUGCGAGGUCUUCUGGGGGAACAGUUGAAAGGCAUCUGUACGGAACCCUCCCAGCUGCCUGAGAAAUGAGCCAGGAACGUUUGCCUCCUUCUCACUGCAAACCUCUCUGUAAUAAACUUAAGAAUUAGUGGUCAAGUUUGCUGAUCUCACAGCUUCAUUUGCAGAUAGAGUACAUUUAUUUUCAAAGUAUAUAUUUUUGCUGCAUACAUAAAGUCUCACAAGCAAUAUGAGUGUAACUGGCAUAGUAAUCGAAAAUCGUCAAAUAUAUCUGAAAUAGUUAAUUAUAGUUGUGUAAGUCUCCACCCAAACCAGAAGAAUUUCUGGAACUAUUUGAAGUUUAUAAAAAUGAAAAACUUUGUGAGUGUGAAGAGUGCUAAGAGGAGUCCUGGUUCUCCCAUUUUCAUUGUGCAGAAUGCGGCUGUGAAAUAACAGUGUCGGCUGGCAUUCGGUCCCAGGGAAGUAGCUGGCCCUGCUAGAAAUGGAAAGGAACAACUCUAAGUGUGGCAGACGUGCCCCCAGGGAGGAAAGAGAGGUCAGAGACUGAUGAGAUGUGGUGUCUGCUGGGAAGCACUUUCUCUGCAUUAAAAAGAAACAGCAAGAGAAAAACCAAACAGAAUUUUAAAGUAAUGUGGCUCAGCGCAAAGCACGUUAAUCCAUGGAAAGAUAAAUUCAUUUUUGGCUUUUCAUUCCUUCAGAAGAGUUUUAGUAAUGCCUGCAACCUGCUAAGCCCUGUCCUAGAAACUACACGUUUCUACAAAACAAAGAGAAUGCUUCAUAAUAAUAAAGUUAGGGUUGUCGUUACUAUUUUCAGUUAAGCUUGGACGAGGCCUCCGCGGGCAGUGACCUAACCGAGUGGCCCAGGGCUGCGCAGCCUUCUGAUGACGCAGGUUCAGCAGCAAACCACUGACCUAAAGAGAGCCACUAAUUGCAAAAUGACGGAUUAAAACCAUUAAAAACCUAGAAUCUGUGAGAGUAAACAGCACUCACACACCCUGGCAUACUGGGGCAAAAUCAGAGUUAUGGAAACGGACUUGAUGAGUGAAAACUAUAUGUCCUUUUACUCCAAUCCAGGAAAUAUUCAUUCCUACCCUCCAGCUGUCUAAUUUUAAAUCUCCUUAGCAACAGAUAUUUCUCUAUCUUCCACCGCCGAAGACUAAAUACAUAAUCUAGUUGGUCUGUUUAUUCAAUUUAGGGAGGAAAGGGAAAAAAGCUUUCCUUGACAUUCAGCUCACUUGGACGCAUUUUAAGUUAAUUCCGUCAGGUGUUGUGUCUUGUAAACACUCCAUCUCCCGUGGAGGGGGCAUCCUGUCUGUGCACCUGCGCCGUACACUAUAUUCAAGGCUUCUGAGCUAUCAAAUCUUGGGAGAGUCCUGUCUUGCAUCUUAACAAUUAUUUAUCCAAGUUCUUUAUAAUUAACUCCUUUGAUCUCUACCCAUUAAAUCAAUUUCAUAUUAUCAUUCUUUUGUUCUCUGGACCACAGCUGAUCUUUGAGCUCUUGAAUCAGAGUUUUCCAGGGCUGGUCUCCCUGUCCAGGCCUGCAUAUAUUUGACCUCAGUCCUUCACUGUCCCUUAACACUUCUGAGUCCCUCUUUCUCACAGCUCUCCCCUUCUCCCUUUUGAAUAUGUUUGUUUUCCAGGCAAAUGUGAUUUUAUUUUCUGGUCAUCUUAUCUGCUUAUUCCCAUUGGUAUUUCAUAGUCUUUUCAGGCUCCACAUUAUUGAAGAGAUGACCAUGAUUUCCUUUUAAAUACUAAAAUGGUCACAGCACACAGACAUUUUGGGGAGAGUUUCAUUUGGGAAAGUCUUUAAUUUUGUUAUUACCUCUUGGAAGGAAGCCCAAAGUGACAUGUGAAAAUGACAUGAAACCACUAAGCAGAUGUCCAGAAAACAAAAAUAGACUCACACGUCGUACUUCACACUCUGCUCCUCUUCCUUAGUCUCAGGAUCCAGCUCUUAGAUUAAACACUCUCCUUACCUUUUGCAAGAGAACUCUCUGCCACCAACUAAAUUCUCAUUCACUUAGCUUUCUGGGUCUUUGAGGGCGGGAUCCUGAUGUCACAAACCUGUCAGAUCUGUCAGACAGCGUGAGGCAGGGCCUGAGCCCCAGCUCUGGGGUGCCCUGGAGCGCUAGUUCCCACCCGGGGGCCGGACCCCCCCCACCUGGUGGGAAGGAGAGGUAUUUGGUUGCUUCUUCAAGAUGGCGGUUCAAGGACAUCUUGGCUCCUUUCACCAAGGAAAUGAAAGUGAUUGAUGAGUCAAGACAGAGUGGCCAGAAGUAAUGGGCGAUGCUCGCGGUGGCUGAGAGCAAACCCUCCACCCUUCCUCACCCUGAAGAGUCAGAGCGGAAAAGGCCGUGGUCAGCCCACCCGCCCUGUGAAGUUCCUGAGACUUGUUAACCUGAGAUUUCAGCUCACAUCAGACGUUCAAAGACUGUUUCACCUGGAAGGAAAAAUCUGUAAACCAUGACCGCAGAAAGCAAGUGAAAUAACACAAAGGAGGGAAAAUAUUUGAAAAGGAGGCUCUAACCACCAGUCGUCGGGAAGAGAAAACGGCAGCCCUCCUGUGUGUCCGGCUGUUCUUUGAAAUGUCAUGUGUUCCUCUCAGGACGUGCCAUCCUUGGGGUCCACUCCCACUACGGCAGCCAGAUGACUUAGCUGAUUAAGCAGCUGAAUUGCUUCGUUUAGUUUUGGGAAGUGACCAGCUGUUGGACUAAAUUGACCGAGUCGGGGAUUCCAAACACACUACCUUAGAGCCUCUAGUGGGUGACGCCUUUGAAACGUUUGGCCAUUUUAGUUACAAUGCAGGGUAACAUUUGAUGCAGCCACAAUAAUGACAGAAAUCUGUUCUGCUCUAAAAACAUUUCUAGCAAUGGAAAUAUUUCUGACUAAAAGAAUACUCCUGACUUGUAGGGAGGCUCCUAGGAAUAAAUGUACGCAACAAAAAUAAGGCAUUUCAUUUCUUAAAAGGUUGUCUAUAUAGAUACAUUCACGAAAUAAGGAAGUUGUUGGUGAAUGCUCCUAAAAUAGAGGUUUAUGCAAUGGGAAUAAAAGAGAUCUAUUAACAGAUUUACCAAAGAUUAUUUUUAUAACCUAUAUGCCAAUGUAUUUGAUCUUAUAUAAGACACUGAAAUAAGUUGUUCAAACUAUGAAUAAUGUCAGACAAAUGUAAUGUGUCCCUUCCAGAACAUUCACAAGAAAGCUUAGCUAUGGCUGUUUUCUGCCUUAAGUAAGUUCUUUUAAAUAGUACUGUCUUCAUCCCAAGAGCACGCUGUCCAUUACAUCUGAGAUGCUGUGGUUUGAGUGAGCAGACAAGCGUCCCAACAGGAAAGGAGCACAUCCAGCCGCGACUUCAGGAGUUGGAGGCAGAGCUGGACACGCUCCACCCACAGCUGCUCAGGGGCCUGCAGCGGCCUUUCGAGAUUUCCCAGCUCAGCCACACUGACGACCGGGCGCACCAAUGUUCUCAGCCUGAGGAGUCCUUGAUCUCCAGUCUUCCAUGCGGGCCCAUCAGGCUUAUAAAUUCUGCAAGGACAAGGACCACGUCUUUAGUCUCUUCUCUCCUCCUCCAUUGCAGAAAUCAGUGCACUGCUCACAGGCAUUCAACGUACACUCUUUGAGUGGAAAUGCUUCUGAUCCAAUACUUUGGAUGUGAGGUGGUCAGAGUCUAAUAAUACCAUUGUCCGUGGAGGUUCAUCUGGCUGUUCUUGAAGUUUGAAUGAAUAAUGUAAAUAAAUCCAGUAGCCAAACUUA